AUGCCAUUCGAUGGCGGUAAUAGUGCUCCCGGUCUUCCAAUGGCCUUACCAAGCCAACUUCCCCCUCAAUGUCUUUCAAGAGGCAAUCAGCGUGAUAUGUCCAAAAGCUUUUCACGACAGCUCGAUUGUAGUAGAGAUAUAGAUUCCGGAAUGCUGGAUUCUGCUCAUUCACAGUCUCCAAAUUUUCCCCCUGAAACCUCUCAAUUGAUGCCGAAUUCCGGCUUUCAUCGUUCCCCAUGCUCAGUACAUCUUAUUGACGAUCAAGAGAAUGUUUUGUUUCCUGAUGCAGAGGCUCUCCGUUUAGCUCUAGAUUGUCCAGAAGAUGUUCCAUUGAAACUUAUUGCGAUCGUUGGGAACACAGGUGACGGAAAGUCUUAUACUCUAAAUCAAGCCUUCUGCCAUGGGGUACCGGUGUUUAGAACAUCUGAGUCUCAAAUCACGUGUACUGUUGGAAUCUGGGCUGCUUAUGAGUCAAAGAAUAAUUAUCUAUUGGUGGAUACCGAGGGUAAGUAUUCCAGCAUAUUCCAAAUAUUAAGCAUUUUUGGACCAUUUUAA
Protopolystoma xenopodis is the source of this 555-nucleotide messenger RNA. The record is from the annotation of a GenBank genome assembly. Lineage: Eukaryota; Metazoa; Platyhelminthes; Monogenea; Polystomatidea; Polystomatidae.